GGAAUUCCCUUUUGAAGACCGAUACCUAAUAUAUAUUUGUGCCCUGGUUAUUCAAAAUGUCAGCACCAAGUUCUACACCUGCUACUGAUAGCACUACCACUGUUUCUAAUACACAGAUCGUAGACCACUUUGCUCAAUCAACCAUAAUGACAAGCAGAGAAUUUCACCAAGCAGAUUCUUCCUAUUGGUUACCAAUGGACGAGAAUGAAAGACAGAGACUUACAGGGCAACAUGUUGCCAUUAAGGAAUUAUAUGAAGGAAACAUAUUAUCAAGCGUAAAGAGUAAUCUUGAUUUACAAGGUGGAAUAUCUAUUCUUGAUGUAGGCUGCGGACCAGGUGUAUGGAGUAUGGACAUGUCAUUGGACUAUCCCAACUGUACAUAUCAUGCAUGCGAUAUUGUAGACAUAACAAAUAAAAAGCUCAGAAUGAAAAACUUCACUUUCAAAAAGGGCGAUGUACUCAAAGGUCUCCCAUAUGAAGAUAAUACAUUCGAUUUUGUCCACAUGAGACUCCUGACAGGCUCUCUUUGUGUGGAUCAAUGGCCAAUUGCUAUUAAAGAACUCAUGCGUGUUACCAGACCCGGUGGUAUAGUUCAAUUAACUGAGAUUGACAAUAAGUUACCAGACCCAAAGAAUGAAGCUUACUAUAGACUUAUCAGUGCAAUUCACAAUGCCUGCAAAGCCAGAAAUCAGAACCCGCGUAUUGCAUUAGAACUAGAAAGGCUGCUAAAAGAGAGUGGCCAAUGUAAAAUAGUUCAGGCUGAAUACCGUAGUUGUAAAAUGAGUGAUAACAAUAGUAUGGCCAAAAAAUUCGUCUGGGACUGUGUAGAAGUAACAAGGUCUAUGAUACACGCAAUUGGUCCUCAUAUGGGUUUGAAUGACGAAGAAGACUGUAGACAAUAUAUUCAGGAACUUAAGCAGUGCUUGACGACCUCUGAUUGCUAUAUGUAUUACAAUGCUGUUGCUGCGCAAAAACUCUAAGCUGUUUAUUUAGAAUAUAGAUAUCUGCCAAUAUAAAAAGCAGAAACUACUAUAUAAAUCCAAUGAUAAAAUAUGAAAAAGAUAUGUUUAACAAAGACAAUAAUAUUAAUGUGUAAUAGACUUUGAUGAAGUUCCUUUAAAGAGAGAGGUAUAUUUCUUAUUUAUAUGGCAUGUCAUCUCAGGUGUCAUCCAUUAAUUCUACUGUUGUAUUAAACAAUGGAAAUGAUGCUUUCUGGUCAAAUUAUUUCCUACACAAUUUGAAUACAGCUAUUCAAUGGAACAUGGACUCUACUAUCGUGUAUAUUUUUUAUUGAAAAGUCAAAUACCAUGCUAACAAAAGAUAAACCCAUACUGAGACUACUAUAUGUUUUCAUACCUGCAAUGGUUACGCCAAUGGAGGAGUAAAGCUCUUGAGAGUAAGCUUUAAUAUAUAUUUAUAGCUAAAUAGCUGC
Rhizopus microsporus ATCC 52813 is the source of this 1432-nucleotide messenger RNA. Its product is annotated as S-adenosyl-L-methionine-dependent methyltransferase. The record is from RefSeq and is a predicted model, not a curated record. The coding region runs from base 57 to 980 and encodes 307 amino acids. Gene Ontology annotation, molecular function: methyltransferase activity. The transcript has 8 exons. NCBI's taxonomy places the organism in Eukaryota, Fungi, Mucoromycota, Mucoromycetes, Mucorales, Rhizopodaceae.